GCCAGCAUGGCUCCCUCUGCUGGCCUGCAGAGGCUUCUCCCAUACAUCACCCUCAGGACUUCAUUACCCAUCAUCCCAUGCACUAGACUGAUCAGCACCACACCUGUUUCCUGUUGUUAUAAUUACCUGGACUAUAUAGCUCACUCAGAACUCAUUCACUUUGCGAAGUAUUGUUAGCCUGUCUGCAUACCGAGCACUUAUCCUGUUAUCCUGUUCUGUGCCUUUCUGUUUUUGACCCGUGCCUGUUUAUUGUUUAUGAUUGUAUGCUGCCUGCCUUGACCUUUGCCUGGAUAUAUUGACUACUGUUUUUGGAUUGUCUACGCUGUGUUUGUUUGCCUGGUUGUUGACCUUAGCCUGUUUGUGGAUUACUCUUCAAUAAACCUGCAUUUGGAUCUAACCCGUUUCACAGUUCAUGACAGAAUACUUCGCCACACAAGAUCCAGCGGUUUACUUCAUCCACUCCGGUCGAUUUCUUUACACCAACCAUGGAACAAUCAGCCAAAUCCAAACUCAACUCUACAGGUAUUUACCAUAACCCAUUUCAGAAUUACACACCCAAUAUGGACCCAGGAAGUUUGUUGCUAGAACUACGCCAAGGAAACCGUCCGAUAGAGGAAUAUGUGAAGGAAUUCCUUAAUCUAAGCUAUCGAGUGAACUUUGGCGAUUUAGCUCUGAAAGACAUUUUUCGUUUUGGCUUGAAUGACAAUUUACGCUACCUCAUGCCCAACAGUCGGGAAAUUGAGUCUUUUCAAGAUUUUAUUGACUUUGCAUUGUUGUUGAGUGGGUCCUCCUUCACUGUGGGUGAAGUGGAGGUGGACGCCACUCCUAAACAUUUUUUGGGAGGGGGCAGUAGGCAUCAGGCUCCGUGGGCUGGGCAGUCAGACCACCCACAGACGCCUGUAUGCACUACGUUUACUCUGUCCAGUCCUGUCCUUGCCAUGUCUGUUUUGCAAAAGCCAGCAGAAGCCAUGCCUGUCUCCGUUCCUAAAAUGGCCGCCACCAUGCCUGUCCCUGUUCCUAAAAUCGAUGCCACCAUGCCUGUAUCUAUGUCCAGGAUGGCAAUCAGAAGAACACCCUUCUCUAAGAGGGCCGCAAGGCCUGCACCAGUUCCCAAAAUGGCCGCCGCCAUGAUUGCACCUGUUUUCAAGAUGGCUACUGCCAUACCUGCACCUGUUAUCAAGAGGGCCAUUGCCAUAUCUACACCUGUUCCCCAGAGGGCCGUUGCCAUACCUGCACCUGUUAUCAAGAUGGCCGCCAUGCCUGCACCAGUUCACAAGAUGGCUGCCGCUGCACCCGAGCCAGUUCACAAGAUGGCUGCCGCUGCACCCGAGCCAGUUCACAAGAUGGCUGCCGCUGCACCCGAGCCAGUUCACAAGAUGGCUGCCGCUGCAUCCGAGCCGAGUGAAUCUCCUGAGUCCUCCGAGCCGAGUGAAUCUCCUGAGUCCUCCGAGCCGAGUGAAUCUCCUGAGUCCUCCGAGCCGAGUGAAUCUCCUGAGUCCUCCGAGCCGAGUGAAUCUCCUGAGUCCUCCGAGCCGAGUGAAUCUCCUGAGUCCUCCGAGUCGAGUGAAUCUCCUGAAUUGCCAGUCCUGGAACGCCCGCCUUCUCCUGGGCGUGAAAAGAAACAAAGGUAUUCACAAGGUAAGUGUUCCAGACAACUGGGCCGUUUCUCUCCGUGGGACACUGUAUCGCUGCGUGAUGGCUCUGAAGGUUCAACACAGGGUAAACACAAGGUGAGUAUUCCAGAUACCUGGGCCGUUUCUCUCUGUGGGACACUGUAUCGCUGCGUGAUGGCUCUGAAGGUUCAACACAGGGGCGACGUAACCCCUACUCCCCCACUGAAAGGGCGUAAGGCGGGUGAGACACAGGGAGGAAAAAUCUACAGACCUCAAGCAGCGGUGGAUGUCCGAAUGUCGGCUUGUACAAUGGCUCCACUACAGAUGGUAAGGUUCAAGACUGUGAUAGUGGGCCGAACGCUUCCCUCUCCUCUCCUCCAGCUGACGGGAUCAGAGAUCUAG
This is a messenger RNA of Misgurnus anguillicaudatus (oriental weatherfish), 2015 nucleotides long. The record is from RefSeq and is a predicted model, not a curated record. NCBI's taxonomy places the organism in Eukaryota, Metazoa, Chordata, Actinopteri, Cypriniformes, Cobitidae.